Molecule: messenger RNA, 486 nt
Organism: Sipha flava (yellow sugarcane aphid)
Lineage: Eukaryota; Metazoa; Arthropoda; Insecta; Hemiptera; Aphididae
Exons: 3
Coding region: 21-338 (105 amino acids)
Source: RefSeq, a predicted model, not a curated record
CGACGGUACAAACAACACGUAUGAACAUCAAAAAAUACGUCAUGAAUACGCCCGUUGGAUAUUUUUGUCGUUAUUCGGGUAAUAACCGUGCGCGUAAUUUUAAUACGGCCCCAAGGCCAGGCAUAUUGCUAAUUCAGUCAAACCGUCAAAUCGGUCCAGCACAAAAUAUAGCAAUGGAGGAUACGUCGCAACGAGGAACCGAAGAACUUGUUCCGAAGACCGAACAUUGCUGCGGAAAUUACGAGAAGAAGAUUGAUAUUUCGCUCGGAGGAAAGAGGAUUCGUCGGUCACAGGCGUUCAUCACGGAGGGGCUAGAGCAUUUCCUUGUCCUUCCUUGAUGCCGUGCCUGUACGACGAUAAGUGUUCUCGUUAAGGCCACUCACGCAUCGCAACGGUACAGAUGGUACACAGGUACGUUCAAGGUUGUAAGUGGCGAGCGAGGACAGGGAAAACUCUGAUCUAUGUAUCAUUCUCAGCGUUCCACGU